AUGGGUGUCACAAGCUUUACACAAGAGAUGUCAUGCCCAGUUGCGGCGGCUCGAAUGUUCAAGGCUUUGAUUGUAGAUUCCAACAACUUGAUACCAAAGCUUUUGCCCCAAUUCAUAGCAAGUGUGGAUGUGAUUCAAGGAAAUGGAGGGCCUGGUACCAUUGAACAAGUUAACUUCACUCAAGCUAGUCAGUUCAAAUAUGUGAAGCACCAACUUAAAGAGCUGGAUUGUGAUAACUUUCUGUGCAAGUAUUCUAUGAUUGAAGGAGAUCCAUUGGGUGACAAGCUUGAAUCUAUUGAUUAUGAAGUUAAGUUUGAGGCUAAUACUUCUGAUGGAGGUUGUGUGUGUAAGAUGACAAGUAGUUACAACACAAUCGGCGAAAUCGCCGUCAGUGAGGAGAAAAUCAAAGAAGGCAAAGAAAAUGCUGUGGCAAUUUACAAAGUUGUGGAAACUUACCUUAUGGAGAACCCUCAAGUGUAUGCUUAAUUAGUUUGUGUCUUGUUCAUAUUUGGAGCUAAAGAUAAUUUAUUUGAUUGGAUUUUUAUAUAAAGAUAAUAAAAAUAUUCUUUGUACCAUAAUUUUAGUGUGCUUGGUACAAGAAUGACUUAUAAUAUAUAUAUACAAGAGUAAUGGUUUAGUGUGUCUAAAUACCAAGCAGAAAGAACUAUAUAUCUUACUAUUGGAAUUUCAUUUGAUUUUAUUUUUCUAAGUGUUACAAUGAAUAAAAUCAAAGAUUACAUUUGUGAG
Messenger RNA from Cannabis sativa, 747 nucleotides. RefSeq names its product pathogenesis-related protein STH-2. Gene Ontology annotation, biological process: defense response; abscisic acid-activated signaling pathway. Gene Ontology annotation, molecular function: protein phosphatase inhibitor activity; signaling receptor activity; abscisic acid binding. Gene Ontology annotation, cellular component: nucleus; cytoplasm. The record is from RefSeq and is a predicted model, not a curated record. Bases 1 to 486 code for a protein of 161 amino acids. The transcript has 2 exons. Lineage: Eukaryota; Viridiplantae; Streptophyta; Magnoliopsida; Rosales; Cannabaceae.